Cryptotermes secundus is the source of this 7174-nucleotide messenger RNA. It is a transcript of the gene Nup205, whose product is annotated as nuclear pore complex protein Nup205. The transcript has 34 exons. Lineage: Eukaryota; Metazoa; Arthropoda; Insecta; Blattodea; Kalotermitidae. Gene Ontology annotation, biological process: nuclear pore organization. The coding region runs from base 119 to 6160 and encodes 2013 amino acids. Gene Ontology annotation, cellular component: nuclear pore inner ring; nuclear pore. Gene Ontology annotation, molecular function: structural constituent of nuclear pore. The record is from RefSeq and is a predicted model, not a curated record.
UCGAAACAUCUGUUUAGCGGUUUCGGCGGCGCGUGGGAUUGAGUCGGAAAGUGUAAUGUGGAAUUUGGUUCUUAUUUGUUAGCAUACGAAUUAAUUGCCUCUCCCGUCUUUUAUAAUCAUGUCGGAAGAAAUGGCAAAGAGUGAGGACAUGUGGACUCCAUUUAAAGAGUUGCAGACUAUAGUGGAAGCAGUUGUUUCCAGACCUGUUCAAGGUGUACUCAAGCAGGUGGAAGGUAUCCUUCGGAAACACAAACAGAAUUUCAUCGCCCUGCUUAAGAAUCCACCAAAGAGUGCCAAGAGUCGUGAGGAAUUGCGCAAAGGGAUUACUGAAGGCAUUUCAUUUCCUGGCAUUGGACAUCAGAUUUUGUCUAAAGAACUGGUGGAUGAAGCAAUCAUCAUAUCAGAUAUGUAUGAACUGAAUGAGUAUAUGGCUCUGGAUCUUCUUUGCACUGCCCAACAACAAAUGCCAUAUCAUCCUGGACUGACACGUGGUUUGGUAGCAGUACUGCUAUAUUAUGAUGGCCGUAAAUCAAUUACAACAGCACUUCGUGCACUUGUUCAGGCCCGGAGAGGCAUCUCUUGGACCUUAGAGUCUUCUGAAGAAGUGGUGACGUACAUUACUCAGUACACCCAAGAGCUUAUGGAAUAUGGCCUCAUCAAUAAGAUUUUAGAGUUGCUGCAAACACUGGACCUGUCAAAGGAGAUUGAGUUACUGCAGCAGAACCGGGCACUUGGUGGUCCUCGUCAUCACCGUCAAGUGGAAGACUUGUUUCUAGGCAUUCGGCAGACACUUGCAGAUGUUGUCUAUUACUGGGCAGCCCAGUGUGGUCUCCCCAAGGACCCUACCUUCAAGUUGAUAAAUCAUUUGAAAACUACAACUCUGGAGGAAGAUGCUGCAGGAGGGAUUGAUAGUGUGACCCUUGGCCUGGUAAUGGCUUUGAUGUAUGCCCUCGAUUUGAGCAUUCUUCAGCGACGAGAGGAUGGAGAAAAACUGGUGCAGAAAUUGCCACUCAUAGCAGAACCAGACUUUAUCACAGGUUUGAUACGUGAACUGUCCCCUUCUGGUAGAAGUUGGGAAUGCUCAGGCCUACAGGCAUUGGCAAAUCUUGCCUGGGGUCUAGCUUUGGCCACUCUUCAUAUGGCACCCCCACAUCUCCAUCCAGCAGAAGGUAUUGUUGAUGAAGAUGAUUUGCUUGUGGAUGCAGCUAUUGACUUGAAAGUGUUUGACUUUCUUCAUCAUACAAUUCUAGAGAAUGAGGCCAUUUAUAAAGAGGAAUUCUAUAUAAGACGGCUGCAUUGCUUGUUGACUGACUUUAUUGUGUUGAUGCCUCUAAAGCUGAAAGAACUUCGCAACAGAGCAGAUGAGACUGCUCGUACCAUGCAAGUUUACACCCAUGAGGGAUUGGAGCCACCAUCUCAUCUUCCUCGGCACUAUGAACAUCUCCUUAUUACUAUAGCUAAGUUGUACAGGUGCACCCACACCACUGAGCGUUUGAACUUGGAUUUAGUAUUGGAUUAUUGGAAUUCAUCUGUUGUCUUGCCUCCAACUUCAGCUGGAUCCACAUCAUACCACUUUCACUCAUCAUCCAGACAGACAUCUCUGUCCAAGUUUGUAAGUGGGUGUGCUGAUCUGUUGCCACCAUUACUCUUUGUGCCAUACAUGAAGAUGUUGUGCAGCCUCGCAUCACACCCACAGGCUGCUCGGCAUGCUUUCAAUCUGCUGAAGCAAAAUGUUCUAGGAAAUUCGGUGAAUGUCUCUUGGGAUCAUUUCUUCCAGUCACUGAACAGGUAUUACAGUAAUUUACGUCAGGAGCUGCCCCCAGCUACAGACACUGUGUACAGACAUAGGAACUACCCACGAGGCAUCACUCCUCAGGAGAUCCAGGGUCUUCAGGCUGUCUUGGCAGUGGUCCGGGCUGUAGCAGAAAACGAUGAGAUGGCUCGUGUUGCACUGUGUGACAACCCAAACUGGGCCCCUCUCACUGUUCUGUUAGGCUUGGUCAGCUGCUCUGUUCCCAUUCCACUGAAGGCAGAGUUGCUCCUAACACUUGCAGCUCUUUCCAGAGCUGCAAGCACUGCUGCAACCUUGUGGCACAACCUAGAGGCAUCACAGAUACUAACUACAGUGCCAAGCACAAGUAGCUAUCAACCACGGGGUAUUCAGACAGAGUUGGAAGAGGUCGAAUCCCGCAAUGAGGAGUUCCCCCUCACCAGGGCCUUGUUGCAUCUGCUAGAUGUACUGACAGAUGUUCCAGUUCCAAGGUUAUUGGGUGUAGGCACCCGAACACCAGGCUUUGACCCAUACCUGAACUUUGUCAUCAACUCUGUUUUUCUCCGUUUUAACACACGUUCGUAUAAGAACCCAGAUGAGAAGUGGGUUGUUGCUAAAAGCUGCCUCAGGCUGAUGGCCAAGUUCCUGUCACAGUAUGAGCCCCGAGCUGAGGAUUUUGUGGGCAGUCGCGUAGAGCUGCAGAGUGGUGGUACUGCUCAAGUGAAUCCUCACCCAGGUUACCAUAUUAUGGUCCAUCUUAACAACAAGUCAGAACUGCUGAGACUGGUGCUGUUCCUGGUGGAUGAGGGAAGUCACCUUUUGGACACAUAUUCAAUAUUUCCUGGUAAAGAGUCACUGGAGGACAGCAUGCUUAGCUGCCUGGAUUUGCUGGACAGAGCCUUAGCACAUCAGCAGAAGUUCUUCAGCUUUUUAAGUAAAUCAGGUUGCUCACUGCUUCUUUCCGGACUCAACAAACUUCUUCUUGGUGUCAAUCCUCGUAGUGGCAAACCAGAUCACCUUCUGAAUGUGGCAAAAUAUGUAACAUACAAUGCAUGGCUCCCUCGUCAUGCACUGUCUGCAGUAAGGAUACUGCUGGCUGUUACCAUGUACCCUACAUCACACAGCCAGCUUAUUAGUGCAUUCACCUCAUCUCCACUAAACAGGAUGGAGAUUUGUCAUGGCUUUGUAGAAUGCCUUGAAGCAGAUGAUGAUGAAGUUAUUUCUGGAGAUGACAUUGAAGGAGAGGAAACAGGUGUUGUGGGAAAGACGAAGGAAGCCAUUCUGAAACUCCUACAGCAGUGCUUGGGCCAUGCUUCUCCAAACCUUGCACACUAUCUGUUUGGCUUUGAACUUAGCAAGGACAUCAGGAAAACGACAUUUCAGCAAGCUGGUGUCAUGGGAUUCCCUCGAACAUGCCUUCACUCUUUGCUCACCAUCUUGGAUUCAUCAAUUACUGCACAAUCUGUACCAUUUGCACCAACUCCUAAACCCCGACUGUUGGACUCUGCUUAUUGCAUGUUAUAUUCACUCUGUGCGGACCCCAAAACUUCAGAACCUGUUCUGCGAUUUUUACGUUCUUGCAAUGACUUCCUUGCCCGGCACUUGGCAAGCCUUCCAUUCACCAGUGAAUCACACCGAUCUUCAGAGUUGAACCAGAUGGCCUGGCUGCUGAAAACAGUGGCUGUUGAGUUGAAAGUAACAGCUACUCAUAUGCAUCACUCUCAGCUGGGAAACCUCGUGAACCUGUUGGUACGGGAGCAAGGUGAAGAGAUGGUGGCUGUCUCUGUAGAGGAGAAUGCACCAUCAGAAGUGACAGAGAUGGCUACCAUCAUGCAGCUUAGCCACUACUUAGCAACACCCAGCACAUUUGCAAGUGCAGCUCGUCAUCGUGAUCCACUUAUACUAAGACUGCUUCUCUUCCUUGAUUUCUCUCUGGAAAGUAUGACAGUGCCCAACUGGGAAUUCUUUGAACCUUCCCAGGUGGAACAGGUUCUGGUACAGUGUGAGAUGUCAGUUAUGGGGAGUGGAUUGAAGUUAAUAGAUGUAAAGAAAUUGCACCAUAUCCUCAUGCAGGAACUGGCAGCCAUACAGGGUAGCUCAACUGCUGGUCAGAGACAGCUCAUACUGCAGGAGAUUCAGGCUAUAUUGAUGUAUGCUCUGAAGCACAAUGUCCAUCGUUCUCGUAUUGGAUCCACGGUACGCUAUAUGGAUGCAUGGCGUCAAGUGUGUGAGGUUCUGUUUGCUGUUACUCCACCUGAGGUUCUUCCAUUUGAGUUACGCAAGCAGCUGCUUUUGGAGACCGUUCACUUGCUGCUGAGGAAGGUACUGCUGCAAGAUGCAUUGUCUGAGUUGGCAAGCUUGGCAUCAGGUGUGGUUUUGCUUCUCCUGGUAAACCUUCGCCAUUGCUUAAUGCUGAAGCAAAAGGAAGCAGCGUUUGGACCAGUGAAGGACCAUGUUGUUAGUAGCAGUUCAGGUCUGCCAGAUGGUUUUGGCACUUACAACAUGCCAACACUUCAAGCCAACUCAGCAACACUAAAAGUGAUCCUAUCUAGCAUUGUUGAAUGGAUAUUGAAAUCAGGUAUUGCAUCACAACAGCUGCGAGCAAAUCUUUAUGGUGCACUUCUCAACUUCCUGCAUAUUGCUCGUGUUGGUGGAUCACUAAUGCCAGAUGUGCCUGGUGAGAAUCUCAACAACACGGAGAGCCUGUAUGUGAGUCGGCUGGACAGCUCACGGUAUCGGGCUGGUAUUGCUGAGCAACGUAGUCAGUACCAAUCUAGUCUCGAGGUCAUUGUUGCAUUUGGUGAGGGACUAGUUGAUGUUCUGUGCCAUGAUUGCACAGGUGGCCAUGAUGUGUGUAAGAUGUUGGCUCUGUCUUGUCUGGAUAAGCUUAUAGAGCUAGAUCCCCACACCAGUUGGGUUUCAUUCCUGUCAUCACAUGGCUACCUCAAGCAUCUCAUUGACAGCUUGCUAUAUUCUGAGGAGAAACUACUUUCAGUACUCGAAACAAUUCCUACUACACUUCGUCCACUCUACCUGUAUGAAUCUAAAAUGGCAUUGCUGUGUCGCAUUGCAUCCACCCGUUCUGGAGCUGAGCUGUUGCUAGAGCAGGGCACAUUUUCUGCCCUUUCUUCGAUGACAGUGUUUGACUGCCACCCAGAUAUUGUCAGAUCAAAUUUGCUUGUAGAACUGGAUUUUGUCCCUUCUGUUAGUGCUCGAUACCUGCAGAUAUUGUUCCCAGCCCUGGAUUUAUGUGAUGCCAUUCUUACUUCACUUGGCACUGACAAUCAGUCUUCCACAGUACAGAUUCUUCAUUUCCUGCUGAACCAUAGUGAGAUGGUUACGAUGGUGUUGAGAGCUGGCAGUCCAUACAUGCAGAUUGGGCAUCUUAAGGAACUGGCACGCCUCACAGGAGUCAUAGCCCGUUCGGCUUAUCUAGACAUGUAUCAUGUCAGAGCAAGUGAAUCCCGAAUGGAAACUUCAUCUUAUCUUCAUCGUAUCCAGAAGUUGAUGUUGGCACUCCUAUCCCGUUUUGUAGCCUCUGAAGCAUUGUUGCGAGAACUGACAGGUUCAGCAGAUGUAUCAACUGCUAGGACUCCAGCAGCCAGUGGACCUGAUGCACAGCAGACGGACACUAUGGCUGGUAAAGACAAGAUGGAAGCUGUGCUACGAUUUUUUCAGGUGGCCUGCCACCUGGUCCUGUAUGCGCGUAACAUUGUUGCUAGUCGUGAAGCAGAUCAUCGUGCCUCCACUGUUAUUUUUAAGGCAUCCCUUGCAGAACCGGGUAUGACCACAGAGCGAAGAAUGAGAGAGGGUCACAUGGAAGAGAGCACAGUGCCAAACUUGGGAGUGAUGGUGCAGCAACUUGUUCGGUGUGUGGAGCAUCAUCACCUUGAGAAGGCUGCUCUUGACCUUCUGUCUCGUAAGUUGGCGUCCGUCCCAAAUAUGAACAGUACUGAGCUCAAGGAGUUCCUUCCAGAGGGAUCUGCUAACACUGGAAAUGUGGCUGAAAACCGAUCCUUAGCUUCUCAACAUCUGGCACUCCAACUGAAUCUCAAACGUCAGGAGUUGCGGUAUUGCUCUUUCCUCAUUGAAAACUGCCUCUAUCUAGUAUGGUGUCAUCUGGACUACUACAUGUUACGUUCUCUGCCCCGUGGUUUUCCUCAAGUAGUACCCUCACCUGUUCUAACUCAAGGAACUUCAGAAUCAAUGUGGCUUGUAUCACCACAAGAAAUAAGCCAAUUGAAACAAGGUCUGAUAUCCAUCUUCAAUGACAGUUUCAGCAGGAAGUUGAUUGACACAAAACAGGAUCAGCCUGCUUCUGACAGAGGGUUUAUUGAGGCUCUCCUCCGAAGAAUAAAGAGACUUAUACAGUUUGUUCCAGUCAAGUAGAAAAUGGACCCUUACCUUGAAGGACAUCUUGAAAUGUGGUGUUCUUUAUUUGGGGACAUUUUGUCCGAGUUUUGUAACAGGCACUCUUCUGUAAAUGGUGACAUUAUGCAGUGUGCUAAAAUUUCAUAUUCACUGAUGCCAACCCACAAAAUUCAUGAUUUUUAGUCAAACAUGUCGUAUGUUUUGUGUUUACUUUUGUGGUAUAUGUGCAAGGAAAGACACCUGGCAAAAGAAACGAUGUUUGGGGACGAUGAAGAAAGCCGUCUUCUGGAAUGCGGCACUGUGUAGAAAUUUCUACACGGCGCCACAUCCCAGAAGACAGCUUUCUUCAUUGUCACUGCUGUGAAAACCUCAAAUUUUACGAUGUUUGGGACGUUCAUAGUGUUUCUGUGGAUAUGUGGGUGCUGUUUCCUUCUGAACGUAAUUCCGAGAGGUAAUAUAGAAUAUGUAUUUUUUACUUUUAAUGUGGCCAGGUUUUUUGUAUGCAUAUGUAUGUAUAUAUUAAUUAAAUCUGGGAAGACACUGCAUCUAGAGAGCCACAUAAUAAAAUGGAUGCGGAAAUUGCAUUUGCAAAUGAUGGCCUAGAGAGGUUGGCACUUGUUUGCAACAAGUUCCUUGUAUUGACCACUUGUUAUUAAUGUUUAUUUGAAACUGUUACAGUGAGACAAGAAUACAAUGUAAUUGUCAAUAACAGUGGCAUUAUUCUAUAUCAGAAUUGAUAAUGUAUUGUUGUGAUGAAAGUGUGGAAUUCUGGAUAUCUAGUUGCUUGCUAAACUAAGCACAUUGCAUAUAUUAGAUGCGUCAUCAUCCAGCUUCUUUUCAAAACACACAAAGUCAUCAUCUCCUGUUCCCAAAACACUUAAGUUCAUUAAAUAUGUUGUCAUCCCACCAUUCCAUAGCACUUAAGAUCAUCAGACAUGUCAUCAUCCCACUUUCUUUCUGUAACACUUGAGGUUCAAGUUACUGCGCAGGUUCUGCUGAAAAGAAAAUUAAAAUUUAAACUAGAUUAUGGUA